Molecule: messenger RNA, 1236 nt
Organism: Ilex paraguariensis (yerba mate)
Lineage: Eukaryota; Viridiplantae; Streptophyta; Magnoliopsida; Aquifoliales; Aquifoliaceae
Source: the annotation of a GenBank genome assembly
CCCUCGUCAUUCCAAAAACCAACUCACUCUUCUCGCCACGCAUUGGACUGUGACAAUUACAUGUCACCAUCACGUGACAUAAAAUUUCCUCCUCCCCCCUCAUCAUCGUAAAUUUCGAAGCUUAUGUUUUUAGAUUUUAGAUGAUUGAUGAAUGAUCAACUUAAACAACCCUUCCUUUUUCUCUCCAACAUUCGAUCAAAUCGUUCUCUCUCUCUCUCUCUCUCUUUGGAAAACAAACUCUAGGAUUUUUCACAUCCAUGGCCAUUGAUUCGUCAUCGUCCAGUACUUCACUUGCUCCUGGGUUUCGGUUCCACCCGACCGAUGAAGAGCUGGUGCGUUACUACCUCAGGCGCAAGAUCUGUGGAAAACCCUUCCGCUUCGACGCCAUCUCCGAAAUUGACAUCUACAAGGCCGAAGCUUGGGACCUACCAGGUAAGUCAAGGCUGAAGACUAGAGACUUGGAGUGGUACUUCUUCAGUAUGCUUGAUAAGAAGUACGGAAAUGGAUCAAAAACAAACCGUGCAACUGGACGAGGGUAUUGGAAGACAACGGGGAAGGACCGAGCUGUCUACCAUAGGUCACAGAUUGUGGGGAUGAAGAAAACUUUGGUUUAUCAUAUUGGUCGGGCUCCACGGGGUGAGAGGACUAACUGGGUCAUGCAUGAGUACAGGCUUAUUGAUGAGGAGUUGGCGAAAGCUGGAAUUGUUCAGGAUUCAUUCGUGCUGUGCCGAGUAUUUCAGAAGAGUGGUUCUGGUCCAAAGAAUGGGGAGAAAUAUGGGGCGCCAUUUGUUGAGGAGGAAUGGGAGAAUGAUGAGUUGGAAACGAUCCCCAAGGAGGAAGCUGCAGAGGGAGUGGUAGUUGGUGAUGAUGACUAUUUGGAUGGAAUUGACCUUGAGCAGGUUUGUGCUUUUUCUCAUUUCACUAAUGUAUAUAUGUAUUAGUGAUUGUAGCUCUCUCAUUGUUCUAUGCACACAUCAGGAUAUAGCAAAGAUAACAAGGCAAGGGUUGUUUAAUUGUAUUGCAAACAAUGGUUCCGUGAGUUGUUUUUAUGCCUAAAUUAGUAAAGGAGUGAAAAAGUGCUAUUAACACAACACGGUACCAUAAUCAUGUGGAAACAAUAAAAAUGCACGCAAUCUGUAUCCAAUUUUUUUUUUCAGUUAACGCGUUUUUGUAAAUGGAAUCUUUAUCAAUAUAGUUUAGAUUCUGUAAAAGGAAUGCCAUGGUUGGGAAGCUGAA